Molecule: messenger RNA, 1767 nt
Organism: Fulvia fulva
Lineage: Eukaryota; Fungi; Ascomycota; Dothideomycetes; Mycosphaerellales; Mycosphaerellaceae
Exons: 1
Coding region: 1-1767 (588 amino acids)
Source: RefSeq, a predicted model, not a curated record
AUGUUCAGCAAGAUCGCCUUCGUCGCCGCUCUUGCGGUCGGCGCAAACGCCGGUGUCGUUGCUCGCGACUUCGACAGCUACGGCACCCCAGCACACGGUGCUCAGAAGCCAGAGAGCUACAGCUCGACCUCCGGCGCUGCUCCCCCAUCCUACGGUGGUGGUGAGGAGUACCCAUCUUCUUCCACCGAGGGUCACCCAACCACCCCAACCACCACCCCAGCCGCUCCAGUAUACGGUGCCCCGAGCUCAUACAGCAGCUCCAGCACCGAGGUCCACGCGACCUACCCAAGCUCCAGCUCUGAGCACCAGCCGACUUACCCUGCCUCAAGCUCGACGACAUGCACCGACAGCACCACCGAGGGCCACGCCACUUACCCAGCAACCUCAUCGAGCUCUAGCAGCGCUCCAUACUACCCAACUGGCUACCCAAGCAAGUCGUCGUCGUACCCAAUUGGCAGCGUAACCAGCUACUCCAAGACUGAGGGCUCGCCAAUCACCAGCAGCAAGUCUGGCUACACCACCGCCACUGUCACCAAGAGCAACGGCGAGGUCUACACCACCUACUGCCCCGAGGAGGAGGCUUCCAGCUACAGCAAGACCCACCCGGCCUCGCCAGAGACCACCUCUUCUUCCAAGAGCAUGCCAGUCUACGGCUACCCAUCCAAGAGCUCUUCUGAGUACUCUCCAGAGAAGCCAACCGUUACCCCAUACGCACCAAUCUCCACUGGCACUCCGGAGAAGCCAACCGGCUACGGCUGCCAUGGCGAGGGCUGCUCCACCUCUUACCAGGUGACCAACAAGACCCUCACCUACACUCAGGGCUACGGCACAUCCGCCACCGUCAUCACCACCACCGUCAAGUCGACCUCCACCCUCUACCUCACCUCGACUGUCUUCGCUACCAAGCCCGCCACUGCCCCAGUCUACGGUGCCCCAUCAGACACCAAGUCCGCCCCAGUCUACGGCGCCCCAUCAGGCACCAAGUCCGCUGAGUACCCACAGAAGACCACCACUGGAUAUGUUACCAUCCAGUCGACCUCGACCCUGACCAACUACAUCACUGUCUACCCAGUCAAGAGCAACGGCGGCGCAUACCCAACCAACGGCUCGCCAACCAACGGCUCUCCAGUCACCAACGCCGGCCACGGCUCCCCAUCCGAGACCUGCGUCGCCAACACCGUCACCGUCACCGAGAAGGAGACCGUCUACGUGACCGUCCCAGCCGCCAAGCCAACCGAGUCCAGCAAGAGCGUUGGCCCAAUCCAGUCCAGCAGCUCCGUCUACUACCCAACUGCGCCAGCUUACCCAUCAACCUCCGGUGCCGCCAAGCCAAGCACGUUCGCAACCUACUACAGCAAGACUUCCAGCGCCCCAUACUCGCCAGAGAUGCCCAGCAGCUCCGCACCACACUACGCUCCAAGCUCCAGCUCCAAGACCGAGGGCUUGCCAGUCUACUCCUCCACCAGCAGCAGCAGCAUGGCAUCAGUCUACUACCCAACCGCCCCAGUCUCUAGCAGCUCAACCACCCCAGCGGCCACCUACCCAGCAACAACCUCCACCUACGCCGCCCCACCAGCCUACGGCCCAGCCUCGUCGUCUAGCUCGACCGAGAAGCCAUACACCUACGCCCCAGAGUACAGCAGCACCAGCAGCACCAAGGCCCCAGAGGUCAGCACCGCCUACGUCACCCCGAUCCCCUCCAAGCCAGCCGGCUACGAGCAGGCUCCCCCAGCGUACGGCGCGCCCGCUGCUCCGGCUGCGUACUAG